AUGGCAGCUCGAUGGGGGUCAUCAAGGCUUCAGAUGUCCAAAUUGCGUGGCCCCAUUCCUUUCACAUGCCACAGUGUCAGCCACAGUCCCUGGAGCUCACAGCAUGCAAGAGGCACUGGUAAAAUCAGAUGUACUGCUGUGACUGACGCUCUGGAAGAUGCUCCAUCGAGCACUGAGGUAGCUACUCAAAUCGAAGAGUGCAGAGUAAAGACCAUGAAGGAAUUUGGUGUGUUGAAAUUCGAGCUUUUCAAGAGGACAGCCAUAGCUGGGAGUUGCUUUUCUGCCUACUUGUAUCUUGUGGCUUCAGACAAGGCAAGCAUAGCAGCUCUGGUGGGAUCGGUGUCUUGCCUGGCCUAUCUAUGGAUGCUCUGCCGCAGUGUGGAUGCCAUCGGUCCAGAAACAAAGGUGCCCAUGAAAGAGGCAGAAAAGCUCCCUGAAGGUGCUCCUCGCAAAGUGGCCAAAUUGGUGGCCAGCUACAGGCAUGCCCUGCACCCAAGGCUACUGGUCGUGGUGGCGCUGGGCCUGGGAGUAUGGCUGUACAAUUCGCUUUCGGGUGACCCUCUCGAGCCAGGGGAAGAAGGCUGCCUGCUGUUGGGAUUUCUGGUGUACAAGGUGGCGCUGAUACAGUUUUAUUUGGACGCACGAAAAACGAAAUUUGACCCCGAAGAGUUCCUUAAAAGACCCGAUUUUGUGGAGUUGAGCUCGUUUGGGGAUUUGGACGUCUACGGGAGGAAGAAAGAAAAGCCAGAGGACAGGGUAAAGCUCUAG
This is a messenger RNA of Ostreobium quekettii, 768 nucleotides long. The record is from the annotation of a GenBank genome assembly. Lineage: Eukaryota; Viridiplantae; Chlorophyta; Ulvophyceae; Bryopsidales; Ostreobiaceae.